Molecule: messenger RNA, 1744 nt
Organism: Hirundo rustica (Barn swallow)
Lineage: Eukaryota; Metazoa; Chordata; Aves; Passeriformes; Hirundinidae
Gene: ITGBL1
Product: integrin subunit beta like 1
Exons: 10
Coding region: 76-1263 (395 amino acids)
Biological process (GO): cell-matrix adhesion; cell adhesion mediated by integrin; integrin-mediated signaling pathway
Cellular component (GO): focal adhesion; cell surface; integrin complex
Molecular function (GO): integrin binding
Source: RefSeq, a predicted model, not a curated record
UAUGCACCUAACAGUUCAUCUACCACAUCCAUCUCUCUCCAGUUUAGAGAAGGGUGUCGUGGGGGACAAUGUCAAAUGCUGUACAGAAGUUCAGGCCAUGGAAAGUGUGACUGUGGGAAGUGCAAAUGUGAUGAAGGCUGGUACGGUGAAGCUUGUCAGUAUCCAACUACUUGCAAUCUUACACGGAAGAAAAGCAACGAAAUGUGCAAAAAUUCUCAAGAUAUCAUCUGUUCUGGUGCAGGCACAUGUCAGUGUGGCAGGUGCAAAUGUGCAAACUCAGAAGGAAAUGGACUGGUAUAUGGCAAAUUUUGUGAAUGUGAUGACAGAGAGUGCAUUGAUGAUGAAACUGGAGAGAUUUGUACAGGCCAUGGAAAGUGUUACUGUGGAAACUGUUACUGUGAGGCUGGUUGGCAUGGAGAUAAAUGUGAAUUCCAGUGUGACAUCACCCCCUGGGAGAUCAAGAGGAGAUGUACAUCUCCAGAUGGCAAAAUCUGCAGCAACAGAGGCACAUGUGUAUGUGGGGAAUGUACAUGCCAUGAUGUGGACCCAACUGGUGACUGGGGAGAUAUUCAUGGAGAUACUUGUGAGUGUGAUGAAAGAAACUGCAAAGCAGUGUAUGAUAGAUAUUCUGAUGACUUCUGUUCAGGUCAUGGGCAGUGUAAUUGUGGAAGAUGUGACUGUAAAGAAGGAUGGACUGGGAAAAAGUGUGAACAUCCACAUUCAUGUCCAAUGUCGGUUGAAGAAAGCAUUAAGAAAUGCCAAGGAAGUUCUAAUUUACCUUGCUCUGGAAGAGGGAGAUGUGAAUGUGGCCAGUGCACUUGUUUCCCUCCAGGAGACAACAGGGUUCAUGGCAAAAACUGUGAAUGUGAUGAUCGACAGUGUGAAAAUGCAGAUGGCGAUGUCUGUGGGGGCAAUGGUAUCUGCUCAUGUGGCCGAUGCAUUUGCCAGGAUGGGUGGUUUGGAAAGUUGUGCCAGCAUUCAAGGAAGUGCAACAUGACGGAGGAGGAGAGCAGAAGUCUCUGCGAGUCAGCGGAUGGCAUAUUAUGCUCCGGGAAGGGCUCCUGCCACUGUGGAAAGUGCAUCUGUUCACCCCAGGAAUGGUACAUUUCGGGUGAUUUCUGUGAAUGCGAUGACAGAGACUGUGACAAACAUGAUGGUCUCAUUUGCACAGGUAACGGUGUUUGUAGCUGUGGAAACUGUGAGUGCUGGGAAGGAUGGAAUGGAAAUGCUUGUGAAAUCUGGCUUGGGAGAGAAUACCCUUAAUGAAGGAUGUCAAAGACUGAGGAAGUUUUUUUUGUUGUUUCUUUUUCUUUAGGCUGCUAGGACAUUUAAUUUCAGAAGUGUCUGGGUGUGGGUAUGCAUGCACGCACACAUACGUGGUUGUAAACACCUUAGAACACAUUUGAGGAUCUGCUCCGUAAAGAAAUGCAUCAGAAAACUAAACAAGGGAACAGGACCACCCAAGCUCUAGAGGGUAAAGUCAUAAAAUACUUAUGGAAAAUACGUAUGGAACUUCUCCAGAGAUUUUUUGUAAAUUCAGUGGGACCAAUAUUAUACCUAUAAUAACUAUUUCUUUGAGCAACCUGAGGCAAAGGUAUAAGAAAACCCUUUUUUUAACAUUAUUUACUUGGUUGUCAUGUCUCCUUAUCAGUAUGCAAAAAUACACCUGUAGAAGAGUAGCCCUAGUUCAAUAUUUGUCAAAUAAUUAGUUUGAUUUGUUUUAUGGUGUUUGAAAAAUACAUUA